This is a messenger RNA of Guyanagaster necrorhizus, 719 nucleotides long. RefSeq lists its product as uncharacterized. NCBI's taxonomy places the organism in Eukaryota, Fungi, Basidiomycota, Agaricomycetes, Agaricales, Physalacriaceae. The transcript is spliced from 2 exons. Bases 397 to 654 code for a protein of 85 amino acids. The record is from RefSeq and is a predicted model, not a curated record.
GUCGAAGACACCCUCUUUCGGUUUCCAAAGCAUCACUUGAUGGAAAGAUCAGAAGCCUUCAGGUCGAUGUUGUCUAUGCCACAAGGAAGCAACGAACCUGAGGGUUUCAGUGACGACCGGCCCAUCAAGCUCUCAGGUAUCAGUAAAGUCGAGUUUGAACGGCUUCUUCAGGUCCUCCACCCAAAGCCAAAAGGUUACAGAGACGCGCAGAAACAACCACAUCUAUCACUGAAUGCGUGGCUUUCCGUUAUAAAGCUAUCCAGCUUAUGAUGGUUAGCGGGUACGCGACAUAUCGCCAUCUCCCGUUUGACGACGCUUCUGUGCAAGACAGAUCCGGUGGAUAGAGUCAUCCUUGGCAGAAAGUACUCGGUGGCGCAAUGGCUUUCUUCCGGAUUCAUGGAUCUAGUGCAUCGCGUAGAGCUGGUGUCUCCGGAGGAGGCGGAAAAGAUUGGCUUGGACACGGCACUUGAGAUUCAGCGUGUGCGGGAGCGCUUUCUCCGGUCUGCCUAUGAUAGGGUCGAAAGGUCAAAUAAUCUCUGGAUCGAAGUCCAUGGGCCAUCAUUUGAUCCGGACCAGGUGAAGAAUGCGAUAGAAAACGCGUUUAAGAAGGUGUUGGAGGGUGUUGAAGCCGAUGGGUCGUUGUUUUACGAGUAGUUCAAUAUUGUAAGAUAAGUAAGGAGAUGUCUUCAAUGUCAGAGUUGGAGGGAAUCUGAUUUGUG